This is a messenger RNA of Kickxella alabastrina, 1776 nucleotides long. RefSeq lists its product as uncharacterized. The record is from RefSeq and is a predicted model, not a curated record. NCBI's taxonomy places the organism in Eukaryota, Fungi, Kickxellomycota, Kickxellomycetes, Kickxellales, Kickxellaceae. The coding region runs from base 70 to 1701 and encodes 543 amino acids. The transcript has a single exon.
GCUGCGGUUGGUUCUGUUUGUCUUUUUUCAUCAUCAUUAUUCUUUCUUUUCAUUAUUUUUUACCCCGAAAUGCACAGCUUUGACAGCAUUCCCGAGGAUAUCAUCAGAGCGAUCCUAGCUUAUGCCAUCAGACCAGCGACAGCCAGGACAGCUUCCUCAUGGACUUCGGCACACCCGUUGACUUUGGUCUGUCGUCGCUGGCGCGCAUUGGCCCUCGCUAUGCUUUGCAAAACCGCAUUCAUACGCUGCGAGGUUGGCUUUAAAAAAGGCAAAUGCGUGUUCCAACGGAACGAAGUGUGGCGGACAAACGUUAACUGCAUCAGCGCACUCGGCCAUGGCCACCUAGUCAAAGAGCUGGUUAUCGGGAUUGACACAUACGUCAACCUUCUCAUGGUUCUGCAACAGGUUAUUGGUCUUUUAAAUCUGCACUCUGUCCCCGAAUGGCCUCAGCUAACGACCAUUUCUAUCGACGUUGAUUUUAUCGAGAGGAACCUGGACGACAACUUUAUAAACGAGCCGGUUACUGCUCUGUCGGAUAUCGCUCUCAUGGCCGAGGGCUUUUUCCAGUCUUUACCGUUCAUCAGUAGCAUAAAGACAAUGACCAGGGAUUCGGGUUUGGGCACCUUUUCAAACAACCUGAUUGAUGUGUAUGGCGAGAAACUGCGGCGCAUUUGUUGUGACGCGCCACUGGCACUGACCAUGCCUCAGUUUUCCAGCCAGCUCACACACUUGGAGAUUACAGUUGAUAUCCCCGAGACACAUGCACUUCCGCUAGUAUGCACGGGCAGCCUACUAGACCUGCAUUUGCUGGACGUGCCCAUCACGUUCAAUUGGGAACACUUUGAGAACGGCAAUGCGUUGACCGAUACCAUCAGCUUUGAUAGACUCGUCAGUUUGCAAAUUGAUUUCCGGCCCUGUGUUUCGUACACUGCCGAUGAUGUCUAUAACGCACAGGCCCAGAGCAGCACUUUCAAGACCAAACUGCACUUCCCCAGUCUUCGACAAUUGCGCAUCAGCGACUGCUUGCCUUACAGCGGGAUUUUGCGCGAGGCAGUGUUUCCCUCGUGCUUGGAGAGCGUGCACAUUUCGGGUGAGCCUGUGUGCGUUCAGCUAUUUACGGGGUACAUCCCCAGCGCUAUCAAUGAGUUCCGGGCCAUGCUAUACCACUAUUCUGAAAACUCUUUUGAAGAAGUUUACCAGCUGACUAACCAUUUGUUUGGUGAGGAGUGCGUUGCGACAAGAAGUGUUCUCGAGCUGGAUAUCUGUACUGCCCUGCUUGAUGUCAAUCAAAUUAGCUGGGUUAACAUCACCGACCUCCUCCUACACAAUAUGCACUUUUCUGCCCUUGUUGAGCUGGUUGUCAGGCUACCCGCCCUCAUAUGCAUCAAUGCAUAUGGUCUGGAGUUUGAGCAGGAUACUGUGAUUGCCGCUGAGUCCGAAAUGCAGUCCCCCAACCAUGUAGCGCCAUUUAACACUAGGCUUCGCGAAAUGAGCCUUGUUCACUAUCCACCGCGAGGAACAAGCGAUCCAGGUUUCAUCAUGCUUGCUUGCUACUUGGCCGUGAGAGUCACAUCGCUGGAGGUGCUUGCGUUGAGUGAAGAGUACCUUUCCAAAUGCAGAGUUCUUUUCAGAACGCUCGGCAUCACAUACCCUCACAUACAGAAUGUCUUGAUUCGAGACACCGUCCAGAACAUCUGGUGACAAGUCCGCCCGUUUCGACGUAAAUAAAUAAAUUAAUUGAUCGUUGAGAAUUGCUCACAAAGAUGCAAGUUUGAU